CUUGCUCCCUCCAAACCCGUCUUUAAGUAAGAAACAGCUACGUCGUCGUUUUCGUCCCAAUCCUAUAUUGCAACAAGUUUACACUCCUUUAAGCUCUGGUCUGUAUUAUCCAUUUCUCAAUCACAGCCAAGUACACGCAAGCAACGAAAAUGGCAGCCAUGGCUGCACUUCAGACCUCCAUGACCUCUCUUUCUCUCUCCUCUAACUCCUUCCUGGGCCAACGACUCUUACCCCCUACUCUUUACCCAGUCCCGGCUAAUUUAACAGCGAAGCCUUGCCUCAUUGUAGUGAAGCUCAAGCGAUGGGAGCGGAAGGAAUGCAAGCCAAACAGCCUUCCUGUUUUACACAAAAUGCAUGUUAAGGUUGGAGAUACGGUGAAAGUUAUAUCUGGGCAUGAAAAGGGUAAAACUGGAGAGAUAACAAAGAUCUAUAAGCACAAUAGUACUGUGAUAGUUAAAGACAUAAACUUAAAGACGAAGCAUAUGAAGAGCAGGGAAGAGGGUGAACCAGGACAGAUUAUUAAGGUAGAAGGAGCUAUCCACAGCUCGAAUGUGAUGCUUUACUCAAAAGAAAAGGAUGUAGCAAGUCGAGUGGGUCAUAAGAUUCUGGAAAAUGGACAACGAGUUCGCUACCUCAUCAAAACUGGUGAAAUAGUAGAUAAUGUAGAGAACUGGAAGAAACUGAAGGAAGAAAAAAGGAAAACUGAAGUAGCUGCCACUUCUGCAUAAGGAUCCAAUUCUUGCCUGAACAAUGUUGUAGUUUAGACACUAGAUGUAUUGAUAUCAUUUUGUGGUUUGUAUUGGUUCAAUACCUUGGCAUGCCCCUUGACUGAUGCACAUGCAACAGGGUAAUAUAAGUUUGUGUAUUUGUGUUGGUUGAAUGACAAAUUAGAAUGUUGAUCUUUCUCCAAAA
Messenger RNA from Prunus persica (peach), 912 nucleotides. RefSeq names its product 50S ribosomal protein L24, chloroplastic. The transcript is spliced from 4 exons. The record is from RefSeq and is a predicted model, not a curated record. The coding region runs from base 150 to 728 and encodes 192 amino acids. Gene Ontology annotation, cellular component: ribosome; mitochondrion. Gene Ontology annotation, molecular function: RNA binding; structural constituent of ribosome. Gene Ontology annotation, biological process: translation. NCBI's taxonomy places the organism in Eukaryota, Viridiplantae, Streptophyta, Magnoliopsida, Rosales, Rosaceae.